AUGGAUGACUUCAACGCCAAGAUCGGCAGUGACAACCGAGGAUAUGAGGAGAUCAUGGGAAAGCAAGGGUUAGGCGAGAUGAACGACAACGGGGAGAGAUUCGCCGACCUGUGCGCCUUAAGUAACCUGGUCAUCAGAGGAAGUGUUUUCCACCACAGAAGGAUACACAAGGCAACUUGGGUGACACCAGACCUGUCAACGGAGAACCAGAUUGACCACUUGUGCAUCGCAAGGAGUUUUCGUCGCUCUCUUAAGGAUACGGCGACAGAAGAAAAAAGCAGAGAAGGCCUAAGAGAUAUCAGAUCCGACCAAGGCUGCCAGAGAUCGAAAGAGACUGUACAAGAUCUGGUGAGCUCCUGCGUCAUGCUUAGCUGCAUGGCAAUAUCAGAAGAAGACUUGGAAGAGAUUUCAAAUAUAUUGGACGAACAAUUCAGUGAUGAGAUGGAAGAAGAAACCACACUUAAGUUUGUGGCUACCAAGAUCGAUACAGAAGGCUAUAUAUAG
This is a messenger RNA of Dreissena polymorpha, 504 nucleotides long. Its product is annotated as craniofacial development protein 2-like. The coding region runs from base 1 to 504 and encodes 167 amino acids. Lineage: Eukaryota; Metazoa; Mollusca; Bivalvia; Myida; Dreissenidae. The transcript is spliced from 3 exons. The record is from RefSeq and is a predicted model, not a curated record.